Molecule: messenger RNA, 2985 nt
Organism: Lampris incognitus (smalleye Pacific opah)
Lineage: Eukaryota; Metazoa; Chordata; Actinopteri; Lampriformes; Lampridae
Gene: fam161a
Product: FAM161 centrosomal protein A
Exons: 7
Coding region: 112-2562 (816 amino acids)
Biological process (GO): cilium organization
Cellular component (GO): cilium
Source: RefSeq, a predicted model, not a curated record
CCAAGGGAGCGCAGCCGCGUCUUGUCCUGCUCCCCGCCGUUCUUCGUCGCGGAGCCGCGACUGCUUUUAAAAAAGGAGGGUGAAAGUUUUGGCAGGUUGUUGGAGCCAAACAUGUCAAACGCCCAUCGGACAAAUGUGCUGGUCACAUCCUGUCUGAAAACGCCCGUGGACCCGCACACCAAAGUUCCGCUGGCCUCGUACGAGCGGCAGAGAGCCCUGCCGUCCACCGCGGCUCAUAUGGACAACCGCCACUAUGAAAAGGAAAUGGAGUGCGAGGACUCAGGUUCUGAGUUCAGUGAUGGGGACCUGGAAGAAAAUAACAGCCCUCUGAUGGUCAGGGACCACAUCAACCUGCACGAAAUCUUCUCCUCCAAUGAGGAAUACUACAGCAAACUAGAAGAGCUGAAGAAGGCGCACCUCCGCACCAUGGCCGAGCUAGAGGGCAUGUACCGCAAGAAACUGCAGCUUAAGUGCAAGGAUCCCAUAGACAUGACACAUGAGGCAGGGCACAGGUUACCGUGGGCGAUAAACAGCCCAUCUGCUCCGCGGCGUUUGAGGAAGUACCACUCUGCUAUGGAGCUCAGGAGAGGCACUGGACAGUUGAACUCAUCUGAUGAAGAGGGAGCUGCAAAUGACGAUGUUGAGAAAGGUCUGCUCUCCUCUCCCAAGGAACACAUCAAGAACAUGUGGAAGGACUUCAAGCUGUCCCCUCUCAACCGCCAUCUGUCCUGCUCCUCCCUCCAGAGCCUGCCAGGAAACGACGCCUCUGGCCAGAAGCAUCCAAACAGGAAGGGUCAGAAGAGGCAGCUGGGUAAAGACACACAACGGCACCAGCGGAAACACAGGAUGACCAUCCCCAAACCAUUCCAGAUGACCCUUCGAGAGGCGGAGAAGCAGCGGCGCGGCAUCAAGACACGUUCAGAGAUCGAGCUUGAGAAUGCGGAACUGCGGCGGCAGCUUGAGGAGCUAACAGAGUGCCAGAAGAAGUUCCGUGCCAGCCCCAUGCCUGCACACGUGCAUCUCCCACUCUACGAGGAGCUCCUGGAGCGGGAUGAGGAGCGGCGGCGUGCGACACGUGAGGGAGAGGGGCAGCACCCGGGCACCAUCCAGAAGCCCUUCAGCUUCCUGGAACGAGAACAACGGAAGAAAGAGCAAAAGGAGGAGCAGCUCCGCCAACUCCAGUCCUCUCAGGAGAAGGUGAAGCCCUUCAAGGCCAAGCCAGUGCCCAGGGCUGUGUAUGCAACAGCAUCCGGGGAGCAGAUGAAAGAGGAGCAGCUGUAUCGGUCCAUCAAGAUGCAGAUGAGGGCGAAGGAGAUGCUUUCCAGCUCAUCAAUGCCCCCCAGCAUGCUGACGCGAAGGCUCAGUGAGCGAAAGAAGACCAAUGACACAGCAGAUGGAAACAACACCUUUUCCCACAGCCCGAAGAUCAAAAGACAUGUCCCAGACUUCGAUGCCAGUUACCGCCGCUUCCAGAUGCAUCUAGAAAGCCGAAAGGAGGUGAGGCCUGUGACUGCAUGUGAACCCUUUCAGUUGAGGACGUCGCAUAUCUCCUCGCACCGUGAGCGCAUCCUGGCUGACAUUGAGAAGGAGCAGACCAGCCCCAGAAUGACCCGAUGGCCCCAUUUGAACUCAAGCCCCGUCUGCACCCCAAACUCCAGCCUCUGUUCCUCCCUCUCUGGCAGUCUGGAGCUCCUGCCAGCCAAAGUCACAGAUGCCACCAAGAAGCGUCAGGAGGCUGUGAGAAAGGUGCUUGAGCAGAGGAAAAAGGCAGCAGAGGAGGAGGAAAGCUGGCGAGAAAGGCAGAGGCAGCGGGAGAGGAAGCUGCAGAAGGUGGUGCUGAAGCGAGCACAGGCCAACGAUCCCCACCUAGCGCUCUCACAGACCAACCAGGCCAAGCUCAAAGAGUUCAGGAAACAAGAUCUGCAGCGCAGGAAGGAAUACCAGCAGGAGAUUAAAGAGAUCCGGGAGAGGGUGAAGGGGAGACCCCUGCUGCUGGAGCAGGUUGCACAGAGGAAUGCCAAGCAGGCGGCGGAGAAGCGAUAUGUCGAAGCCCUGCGUGGUUGUGGUCUGACGGAGGAUUCUAUAAGCAGCAAGGUGCCCAAGUCCCACCAACCCGACAGCCCAAGAUCCUCCCACAAGGCCUCCGUCUCCAGCCACUCCAGACCAAGUGACAAGGAAGAGCAUGAUACGGGACACACGCCUGUUCAUUACAGAAAGGUCUAUCUGGAUGAGGAGGAUUUAUGUGCAGACUCAGAAGAGCGGGAGGAUCCGAGUGACAAAUAUGAACUGGACAUGGAAGAAAGCGAAGGAGAGGACGUCAGACACUACACAGACGAUGACGAGCAAAGUGAUGACCGCCACGAUUCUGAUGACAGUUACCACUACUCAGACGACCAUGAGAAUUACUCAGACAACAGUGAACAGGACUCGGCCACGGAGGACAGGGAGCAGGAUGGCGAUCUCGCCAGUCGGUGUCACAGCCGUCAUAGUGACAGAAGUCAGAACAGCCAAGGCUCUGACAGGGACAGCAGGGAAAAAAUAAAUAAGGCCAGUGAUGAAUAAGAGGAAUGAAAAGGCUAUUUCUUUUUCUGUCGCAGUGUCUACAAACUAGAUAACAUGCAAGAGAUGUUGUGUACAAAAGCCAGUCGCCAAAAACCCCAAAAGAAGGCCAGAGUGCCACCACUGCCCUAUAGUCACAUUACACCUCGAAUGUACCAAUGAUUAGAAUUGAAAUGAAAGCAGGAAUUUUUAUGUUGUAUAGAAUGUUAAUGUUAAAUUUAUUAAAAAUAACGGUUCUCGGGGGAGAAAUGACAUCCUACCACGACAGACUGCUCAACCUUUGACCGUUAUAUCGUGGAUGCCCUUUAUGGGAACGUUUUCGACAGUGAUAAGGAUUUACAGCAUGGGAAUCUGUCAUAUUCUGUAAUUGUUUGACAUAUUUGUGCUUAUUACUUUCAAACAAAUCAAGACAAAUAAAAAGCCAUU